Brettanomyces nanus is the source of this 1944-nucleotide messenger RNA. RefSeq lists its product as uncharacterized. Gene Ontology annotation, biological process: transmembrane transport. Lineage: Eukaryota; Fungi; Ascomycota; Pichiomycetes; Pichiales; Pichiaceae. The transcript has a single exon. Bases 1 to 1944 code for a protein of 647 amino acids. Gene Ontology annotation, molecular function: transmembrane transporter activity. The record is from RefSeq and is a predicted model, not a curated record.
AUGUCCACUUACUCAACCGAUGAUGGUAGUAAGUCCAAAGUGCCUCGUAUUCUUACAGACGCAGCCACAGUCGCUACCACAACGGAGGAUGGAGAUGAAGAUCGCACCUCUGUUUCUCCCUCGAUUGAGUCAUAUGAUUCCAGAAGAAUUGGAAUUACAAAUUCUGCUUCGUCUUCCAACAACAUUCAGCCUUCACGCUCGAACUAUUCUUUAAGUUCGUCUCUUUCCAGGUUUCGCACUGUUCUUUCAACUCAUGUUGGACAUUCUUUGCAAGAAGUGGUUUCAAACGUCAAAGAUGAUAAUGUUAUAACUAACAAGAACUUAUCUGAAGCUAGGCAAACUGAUCUUGGUCGAAUAUUGACCAGACCAGACUUCUCGGAUGCCAUGAGAGUGGCUACUCAUACGGAUCAGUGGGCAGAUGAACUUGCAGGAGUUCGGCCAGACGAAGAAAGGGUUGUCAAAAAACUUACUCUCAAGGCCGAGGCCACAGAGAUUAGUGGGGGGGAGCUUCUCGGAGAGGAAGAGGCAAAGAAAUAUCCCCCAGUUGAUAAAGGAUAUGCAUGGAUCGUUUGUAUGGCCGAGUUUAUAAUGAUUGCUUCCACGUGGGGUUCAGUCACUUCGUUUGGUGUUUUCAUCUCUUUUUGGAUGAAUCACAACACAUUCGAUGGUGCAGAUCCUAUGAAUUAUGCUCUUUCUUCAUCCAUUACCUUGUUUCUAGCGCAGGCUCUAGCUCCUGUGGCUAUGAUCUCAUUUAAUAUGAUAGGCCUAAAAUUUACAAUCGCCACUGGUACCAUCCUUUUCUUUGCUGGUUACAUGCUUUGCUCGUAUUGUACAGAAUUAUGGCAGUUAUACUGCACUCAGGGAAUUUUAAUUGGAAGUGGUUUUUCAUUGAUAUUCAAUCCCUCCAUUGUCAUAUUGAGUACGUGGUUCUCCAAGCAUAGAGGAUUUGCGUCUGGUAUAGUUGUCUGUGGUGCUGGUGUUGGCGGUGUUGCCUUUGCACUUGGUGCCCAGGACCUUAUUGAUCGAAAAGAUGACUUUCGAUGGGCCAUAAGAAUGAUCUGCAUCACCACUUUAUGCCUAAACUGCAUUGUUGGAUUACUUGUCAAGGAGAGAGUUCCUGUCAAGCGUGAAUUGACUUGGACAGCAUUCAAAACGCACUUCAAGAUUAUUUUAAAUUACAGAGUUAUGCAGCAUUGGCAUGUUAUUGCGAUAUCACUUUGGUUCGCCAUGGGCAUCAUCUCCUAUAUCGUGAUCACUUAUUCCUUAGCCAGUUACGCUACUUUUAUUGGUCUCUCAGAGGCUUCGGGUUCGCAUGUUACUGCCAUUUUUAAUGGCUCACAGGCUGUUGGAAGAGCUUUUAUUGGCGCCUUGGGUGACAGAUAUGGUCGUGUUAACGUGGCACUAAUCAUCAAUGUUAUUGUGAUCAUUCUCAUCUUUGCAUUUUUUAUCAAUUGUUCAAACUUCGGCACGUUGGUGGCCUUUUCUGUUGUCUCCGGUUUAGUCACUGGCUGGUGUCAGACACUUAAUCAGGCAAUUAUGCCAGAUUCUGUUCCCAUGGCCGAUUUCCCCUCCGUUUGGAGUUACGAGAAUAUAAUUGUUGGUAGCUUCUGCUUGUUUGCAGAAGUGGUUGCACUUAAGUUGAGAAGUCCUGGUUCCGCCAAACCUUUUUUGAGAGCUCAGUUAUUCGCCGGUUUUAUGGUGGUGGGUUCCCUCAUUUGUUUAACACCGGUCAGAGAAUGGAAGAUCCGGAAUAAGAUCCUGUCCAGAUUAGAGGAUUGUCAAGAAGAGCUAAAGACAUUACAAACUGCCAUACACGACAAUGAGAAGGCAGAUCAUGACGAAAAUGCCAUCAUCAUUCAGCAACGUAUUCAAAGAUAUCAAGCAUUACUUGGUAAAGGUAUUAGAGGUUACUUAAAGAGAUUGCUUUAUCCUGUAAAGGUCUGA